Closterium sp. Naga37s-1 is the source of this 2310-nucleotide messenger RNA. Lineage: Eukaryota; Viridiplantae; Streptophyta; Zygnematophyceae; Desmidiales; Closteriaceae. The record is from the annotation of a GenBank genome assembly.
AUGGAGGUCGCUCGUACCUCCAUGAUCCAUGCGGCUGCUCCCCAUUUUCUGUGGCCGUUUGCGGUCCGGUACAUUGCGCAUCAGCUCAACCUCUGGCCCCGUGUCUCCUUGCCGGAGACCUCGCCCAUACUGCGUUGGACGGGGGAGGUUGGCGAUGCGUCGAUGUUCCGGGUCUGGGGAUCUCGUGCCUUUGUUCGCGAUACGUCCGUGGACAAGCUCUCCCCCCGUGCUAUCCCCUGCGUCUUUCUUGGCUUUGUCCCUGACGCACCUGGCUGGCAGUUUUACCACCCCACCUCGCGCCGUCUCUUCCCUUCUCAGGAUGUCACGUUUGACGAGUCGGUUCCACCCCCUGGGGGUGCUGCGUCUGGGGGUGCGGAGCCUGGGAGUGCGGAGUCUGAGGGUGCUGAGACUGGGGGUGCUGAGCCUGGGGGUGUUGCGACUGGGGGUGGUGAGCCUGGGGGUGCUGAGCCUGAGGGUGUUGAGCCUGGGGGUGCUGAGUCGGAGGGUGCGGAGUCUGGAGCUGGAGGAGCUGGAGCUGUUCACUCUGGUAGCACUGUGCGGCCGCGACCGUACUUUGUUCCCCUGCUCCAGCAGGUUCUUGGUACCCUGCCUUCUGCUGCCCUUACUCCUCCCCUCCUGUGUCCCCCGCCUGACCAAUCGCAGCCGCCGUUACAGCCGGCCUCUCCACUGCUUGCUCCUUCUCCUUACACAGAGCGUUCUGGCGGUAUUACAGAGCGACGUGAGCCUACGUCUCGUCCUGUCUCGCUUGUUCGCACUGCUCGUUGCGUUCCUCGUUCGCGUCCUCCUCUUGUCCAUGGCACGCACGCUAUGGUACUCUGUCCUUCCUCUGUUCCACUGCGGGUUCCUCUGCCUGCUCCUCCUGAGUCCUCUCUUCCUGAGGUCCCUGACCCUGAGUCUGCCAGUGCUCGUGCUGCCAGUCCCACUGUCUCUCGUCUCCUCGCCACAGCUGUCACUGACCCUUCUUUUGAGUCUGCUGCUGCGUCUGCUCUCGUUGCUGAGCUGCUUGACUUUGCUGCUGCCUGUCGUCUAGACUACGCCUCUGCUCUUGUUGCUGAGUCUGCGUCUGCCAGUCCUCUGUCCGUCGGGGGUGAGUGUGCUCUUGGCACGGACGUCUUUGAGGACAGGGUGAAGCGGCCGCCGGGUUCUCCGCCUAUCUUCAAGGCGCAUUACGUUGCUAGAGGCUUCAGUCAGCGACAGGGAGUUGACUACUUCCAGACCUUCUCCCCCACCCCGAAGAUGACUACUCUUCGAGUGUUGCUGCACGUCGCUGCUCAGUGUGACUACGAGUUGCACUCUCUGGACUUCAGCACAGCUUUCCUGCACGGCAGCUUGAACGAGGAGAUCUGGCUGCGCCGCCCACCUGGUUUCACUGAGUCUUUUCCUGCAGGUACUCAGUGGAGUCUUUGGCGGCCAGUCUACGGUCUCCGCCAGGCGCCGCGCGAUUGGCACAACAUACUGAGGACUACACUUGUGGCUCUUGGGUUUGCUCCUGCUACUGCUGACCCGUUGCUGUUUCUACGCACCGACACUUCGCUGCCGCCGUUCUACGUCCUUGUCUACGUGGAGGACCUCGUCUUUGCUACUGCUGACACUGAGGCACUGACUCUUGUGAAGUCGGAGCUGCAGAAGAGACACACCUGCACUGAACUGGGUGAACUGCGCAGCUAUCUUGGCUUGCAGAUCACCCGGGACAAAGCUCGGCGCACCAUUACCCUGACUCAGUCACACAUGGUGCACCAGGUCCUUCAGCGCUUCGGCUUCCAGUUCUCCUCGCCACAGCCCACUCCUCUGUCUACCAGCCACUCGCUCUCAGCUCCACCUUCGGACGAGUCCGUAGAGCCGAGUGGUCCGUACCCAGAGCUUGUGGGUUGCCUCAUGUACCUGAUGACGUGCACUCGACCCGACCUCCCGUACCCUCUCAGCCUCCUGGCUCGCUACAUGGCUCCCGGUAGGCACCGAAAGGUGCACUGGGAUGCUGCGAAGAGGGUACUGCGUUACUUGUGCAGUACGUCGGGCAUGGGGCUCGUGCUUGGAGUACGGGGUCCAGAUAUCCUUACCGGUCAAGCAGACGCCUCCUGGGUUGACGACUCAGCUACGCAGCGGUCGUCACAGGGUUACACCUUCAGCCUUGGUUCCGGCUCUGUUUCUUGGCGGUCUACCCGUUCGUCUUCGGUUCUCAGCUCCAGUUGUGAGCCUGAGAUCUACGCCGGGGCCAUGGCUACACAGGAGCUACGCUGGCUCACCUACCUGCUGACUGAUUUGGGAGAGCAGCCUCGUUCCCCUCCAUAA